CGGGGUUCUCGCGGUCUCGCGCCCAGUCCUUCUUUUCCUUCCCCAGUUGCUUCUUUAGACGUUUCUCCUCUGGCAUCAGGCUUGCAGGGUAGUAUCUUCAUAUAGGGACGCACAGGAUAUGUUAUACUGAGACAUCAGUUCCCGUCAAUUCACUCAAAAACCUCGACCUGAGGGUCUCGUGCCGUCUUAUUAAUUCAUUCGCAUAGAAGCCUGGUCGGAAGAUCGCAUUGAUUCCCAGCAGCACACUGAUAUCCUCGCUCUUCAAUAACGCAUUAAACGAUACCCCCGUGACAAUCAUUAUGGGCGACGCUACGGUCACUUACCCCGCGUCUCUGAACACCCUGUUCGACGAGUCAUCCGCGCUUCGGCAACAAUAUGACCCCAUCCGCCUCACAGAUGCGGAUAUAGUGCCCCUCCUGCAGCUGCCCUCCGCAAAGGCAGUCUUCGGACAUGAUGUAGCAGACUCAGAGGCUCUCGACCGUGUCUCUCGCAAAGAAAUCUCUUAUACUACUUUCUUGACGGAAAAGGCAAAGGCUGUCGCCCAGACACCAGUGGAUGGCUUGACCUCUGAGCAACAGCGCUCUCAAUUGCUCUAUAUCGGUCUGGCCGCUCUAUUCGGUUUCUUGCAGUCGAAUGUCACUGGUCCUCCGUUGCAGUUCAGCCCUGCAGAUGUUAUCAUCCCUGCUGCCCUGCGGCCAGACGCGGCGGCCCUCCGCGCCGUCCGCGAUCAUGUCAUCCGGGACCUCUCGGUGGACGGUGAGGCCGCUUACAAGCUGACUCCUAAUGUGGAAUUGUUCGCUGUGGCGAAGGCCCUGCUGGUGGAUGCUGAUGUCCUGUUGUCGAACGGUCCGUUGGUGGCUAGGACUGUGAGGGUCCGGGUCAACUUCCUUCACCAGAAGAUGCUGUCGGAAGUCACUGGCACUCUGCAGGAUUCCAUCUACACCGAUUUGGAGAACCUCGAAAAGCUCGUUCUGAGCGACAAGUGCACUGCACAGGAGAAGGGUCGGUUCCUUCUCGAACGGGCUACCAUUCAUACUCACCACAGCUUUGAUGCCAAGGCCAGAAAGGAUCUCGAACAGGCUGCCGUGGAGCGGAAGUUCGAGUUCGCUCUAACCGGUAAGCUCGGAAAGAGGACCAAAUUCCAGGACCGUGAUAUCAGUCAGCUGGUUAUCCUGGCUAAGAGCGCCGAUGCCGCCGCGGAAUCGGAGAGCGACAAGCCCUCUGUACCCAAGAAGCUCGAUCUCAAUGAUGACACUCUUCUCGAGUCUAUCUCCUUUACCAAGUCGGAUGGCCAGAAAUCCGAAGACACACAAGUGACCGUUCAGGAGGAGUCGAAUCUCCCGCCUUCCCUGGCGUCUCUCGACCCCGGCGACCAACCCAAGCUUGACCCCGUCGACUCUGCUAUUCUCCUUGCUUUCGCAUCCGCCAUUACAAACACCGCACCGGAGAACGGCCUCACCCGAGAGGAAACGCAGCCGUACGCGACCCGUGUGCUCGAGGGUGGCAGCUCGAACUGGCAGAUCUACACUCAGGCCCUGUUGGUACGAAGCCGAGUCGAGGGAUACAAAGCCAGAACUGUCGAGAGAUCCGUCCUGCAGAUGCAAGCUCUUGUCGACCAAGUCAUCGCCGACACCGCCACCUCCGAUGAACAAGCAGGAACAUCCGUCGAAGAGCCGACUACUUUCCUUCCCCGACCCGAGAAAUCGGAAUCCGCCUCCGCCGCCGAGCGUCUGGAGUACAUCUGGAUCUUGAGCUUCUCCACCCGCUGGAGCCUGGAGGCAGAGCUCGCCACCCGCUGGGUCAACCUCGGAGGUCUGCGCACAGCCUUGGACAUCUACGAGCGUCUACAGAUGUGGGCUGAGGCCGCUCUCUGCUACGCCGCCACCGAACGAGAGGACAAGGCCAAGUACCUCGUCCGCAGACAGCUCUACCAACCCACCGGCACGGAUCCCGACGAUGAAAACGAGAAGUUCGAUGGGCCCGAACUCUCCCCUCUCCCCGCCGAUGCGCCCCGCCUCCUCUGCAUCCUGGGUGACAUCGACACCGACCCAGCCAUGUACGAGCGCGCCUGGGCAGUCUCCAACAACAGAUACGCUCGCGCCCAGCGCUCCCUGGCCCGUCACUACCUCAGCCUGAAGCCCCCAGCUCUCGACAAAGCCGAAGACGCCUACCUCAAGAGUCUCCACAUCAACCGUCUUAACCUCGGCGCCUGGUUCGCCCUGGGCUGCGUGCAACUGGAGCUCCAGAAAUGGGACGACGCCAUCGACUCCUUCACCCGCACCGUCCAGCUCGAAGACACCGACGCCGAAGCCUGGAGUAACCUGGCCGCCGCGAUCCUGCGCUCUCCCAAACCCGCAGAAUCAACCGAACCCUUCCCCAUCCCCAUCACCGAGGCCCCCGUAAAGGCCGACGACGAAGAAGACGAAGAGACCACCAACCAACCCGCCCCCGAAGACCCCUACAAGCGCAAACGCGAAGCCCUAGCGGCCCUCCAACGCGCUGCCCAACUCAAGCACAGCGACGUCCGCAUCUGGGACAACGUCCUCACCGUGGCGGCCUCCAUCCCCCCGCCCUUCACUCCCUUCCGCGAAGUCAUCACCGCCCAACGCCGUGUCAUCGAACUCCACGGCUCCAAGAACGGCGAGAAGUGCAUCGACCUGCCCAUCACAGGACUGCUCGUGGACCACCUCGUCACUGCAUACAACUAUUCCGACCUCCUCAUCUCCAUCGAUGGCGACGAUUCUAACGCCAAGGUCGUCCGCAGCGGCACCAUCGCCGGCCAGAUCCUCUCGCUCAUCGACACCAGCAUCGUUCCGCUGAUCACGCACUCCGCGCCGCUGUGGCUCCUCGUCGCUAGGGUGGAGGUGUUCCGUGAACGCCCGAGCAUGGCUUUCGAGGCGCAUGAGAAGGCGUGGCGCGCGACGGUUGCCUCGGCCUCGCAGGGCGCGUUCCAGAUGGCUGAUGAGAAGAGGUGGAUGGAGAUUGUGAAGGCUACGGAGAGGUUGGUGAGAGAUGGGUAUGCGCGGUUUGGUCCGAUGGAUAAGGAGGGUACGGAGGAGAUGGUCGCGAAGGAUUGGAGGUUCAAGGCUAGGAGUGCGGUUAGGGGCAUUUUGGGUAAGGGGAAGGAGUUUUGGGAGGAUAGUGAGGGGUGGGAGAGGUUGAAGGAGUUGCAGAGUGAGGUGGGGAGUAAUUAG
Messenger RNA from Aspergillus welwitschiae, 3194 nucleotides. RefSeq lists its product as uncharacterized. Gene Ontology annotation, molecular function: protein binding. The record is from RefSeq and is a predicted model, not a curated record. The transcript has a single exon. The coding region runs from base 300 to 3194 and encodes 964 amino acids. Lineage: Eukaryota; Fungi; Ascomycota; Eurotiomycetes; Eurotiales; Aspergillaceae.